GCUGUUGGGCUCCCCGUUUUCACCUCUGCCUGCUGUGAAAAAUCUCGCCUUUUGGUUUUGAGCAGCUGGAAAAAGGUGAAGACGGCAGAAGGUGGGCGACGCCAUCCCCUUCUCCUCCAUGCUCCGAUUAUUUUAUCGGAGGGUUGGAGCUUUUUGGAUUAUCUUUUGCGGGGCGGAUGAGGAGAGAGUCAACCGACCUCUUUCCACUGAUUUCUUUCUCUCUCUCUCUCUCUCUCUCUCUCUCUCUCUCUCUCUUCAGUCAUUGUGGAUUUCCUUUUGCUUUGAUCUGUGAGGCCUCGUAGUGUCCACAUGUGAGCGGGAGGUCUGGUUUUAUCUUCCACAUCCAUCUCCAUCGAGACCAGCUCGCACCAGUCCCUAAGCCUCCUAAAGCUUUGAUCUUUGGGCGUUUUGGAGGAGGGAACUGCAUGCCUCGGAGCCGAGAGCUGGCUACUGUUCUGGUCUUGUUUUCUUGUUCUUCUCUCGAUUUGGCUUUCGGUGAGGAGCUCCGAGGGUGCAGAGAAAAGAGAGGGAGAGGGAGAGGGAGAGGGAGAGAGAACGAGGCGCUAGCUUUCCGCUUGGCUUCCUUCUCUUUUCUUUCUGCCCUUCAGCACUGGGAUCGGGAUCUAAAGGCAUUUGUUCAUAGCCAAACUCGAUCAUCUAUGUUUUUGCCUCCGCUGGUCUCUCCUUCAGAUCUUUUCCUCCGUCUUCUCCUUGAGUUUUCUUCCCUCUCUCCCCUUUUUCGUUGAACUGAUCGUGUCGUGUUGUAUGCCCUCGGGAAACUGAGAAAUUUGAGUGGGAAAAGGAGAGCAGUCAUUAGAUCUACUGCUGCCAUCGCUAGUCCCUGCAGAAAAAGGAGCCGCUUUGAAGCAGCAGCCGCGAGUCCGAAGAGCUUAGGUUAAAGAAUAUAAGAGACCCGAUCUUUUAAUGAGUUUUAGAGGAUUGUUCGACGGCGGCUCCGGCGGCGGGGAUCGUGUGGUGGCCGAUGCGCCGUACCGCAGCUCCAUAGCCAUGUCGGCCGGCUCCAUCUCUCAGCCGUUCCUAACCUCGCCGUCUCUUCCCAAUCCGGUGUUCAGUUCCCCUGGCCUCUCCCUCGCCCUGCAGACGAACAUGGAAGGCCAGGGCGACACCGCCGUCGCAGGAAAAGGUGGAAGAGGCGAGCCGGAUUCCUUGCGGCGGAGCAAGGAAGAUGAGAACGAGAGCAGAUCAGGAGGGAGUGAUAACCUGGAAGUAAUAUCCGGUGACGAUUUUGAGCAGGAGAACCCUCGCAAGAAGAAGCGAUACCAUCGCCACACCCCUCAGCAAAUCCAAGAACUCGAGGCGCUCUUCAAGGAAUGCCCUCAUCCCGAUGAGAAGCAAAGGCUGGAACUCAGCAAGAGGUUAUCCUUGGAGGCCCGCCAGGUCAAGUUCUGGUUUCAGAACCGGCGAACUCAGAUGAAGACUCAAAUAGAACGCCACGAAAACACGAUCCUUAGGCAGGAGAAUGAUAAGCUUCACGCCGAGAACUUGUCGAUCAGGGAGGCGAUGAGGAAUCCCAUCUGCAGCAGCUGCUGUGGGCCGGCGGUGCUGGGGGACGUCUCGCUCGAAGAACAGCACCUGCGCAUCGAGAACGCCCGUCUGAAGGAUGAGCUCGAUCGAGUUUGCUCUCUCAUCGGCAAGUUCUUGGGCAAGCCUAUUUCAGUAUUAGCUGGUCCGGUCCCUGUCUCGAUCUCGAACUCCUCGUUGGAGCUGGCGGUCGGGACGAAUGCUUUUGGCGGUCUGGGCUCGGUGGUUACGACAACAUUGCCUCCGGUAGCUGAUUUCGCUGCUGGGUUGUCAAGCCCGCUCGGUACUGUCGUUACUCCUGCUAGGAACGCUGGCACAGGAGCCAUCGGUGGUGGAGCGGAUAAGUCGCAGGAGAGAUUUGUACUCUUGGAACUUGCACUCACUGCAAUGGAUGAGCUGCUGAAGAUGGCUCAGAUGGGGGAGCCUCUUUGGAUCCCCGGCGUGGAUGGAAGCAAGGAGACACUGAACUAUGACGAGUACGAUCGCAGUGUCCCUUGCUGCAUCGGCGCCAAGCCCAUUGGAUUUAUCUCGGAGGCGACGAGGGCUACCGGCGCGGUGAUCAUCAAUAGCUUGGCACUGGUGGAGACCCUCAUGGAUGCCAAUAGGUGGGCAGAUAUGUUCCCUUCGAUCGUUGCAAGAUCCACCACCACGGGUGUGAUUUCCGGUGGCAUGGGUGGGAGUAAGAAUGGAUCACUCCAGCUCAUGCAAGCGGAGCUUCAAGUUCUGUCACCGCUGGUUCCAGUCCGACAUGUUCAGUUCCUUCGGUUCUGCAAGCAGCUCGCUGACGCGGUUUGGGCGGUGGUCGAUGCCUCCAUCGAUGGAAUUAGAGACAGCCCUUCGGCGCAACAGACCAAUUGCCGUCGGUUGCCUUCGGGCUGCGUGGUGCAAGACUUGCCCAAUGGUUAUUCGAAGGUCACAUGGGUGGAGCACGCGGAAUACGACGAGGCUACGGUGCACCCGCUGUACCGCCCGCUGCUGCGCUCCGGCAUGGCGCUCGGCGCCCACCGGUGGGUCGCGGCGCUCCAGCGCCAGUGCCACUCCCUGGCCGUCCUCGUCUCCUCCUCCCUCCCCCCCGGCGACAACACUCCGAUCACCCCGAGCGGGAGGAGGAGCAUGCUGAAGCUGGCGCAGCGCAUGACCGACAACUUCUGCGCCGGAGUGUGCGCGUCGUCGGCCCACCAGUGGAACAAGCUCCGCGGCGGCGUCGACAUCGGCGAGGACGUGAGGGUGAUGACGAGGCAGAGCGUGGCCAACCCCGGGGAGCCACCGGGCGUGGUGCUGAGCGCCGCCACCUCGGUGUGGCUCCCCGUCGCGCCGCAGCGGCUCUUCGACUUCCUCCGCAACGAGCGGCUCCGGAGCCAGUGGGACAUCCUCUCCAACGGCGGGCCCAUGCAGGAGAUGGCCCACAUCGCCAAGGGACAGGACACCACCGGCAUUGCCGUCACCCUCCUCCGUGCUAGCGCGGUGAACGCGGACCAGAGCAGCAUGCUGAUACUGCAGGAGACGUGCACGGACGCGUCCGGGUCGCUGGUGGUGUACGCCCCGGUGGACGUGCCGGCCAUGCACCUCGUCAUGAGCGGCGGCGACUCCUCCUACGUCGCGCUCCUCCCGUCCGGCUUCGCCAUCCUCCCCGACGGUCGUAAGGCGGUAGGCUCGCUCCUCACGGUCGCGUUCCAGAUACUGGUGAACAGCCAGCCGACGGCGAAGCUGACGGUGGAGUCGGUGGAGACCGUGAAUAACCUCAUCUCCUGCACCGUCCAGAAGAUCAAGGCCGCCCUCCGCUGCGAAGCUUGAGAAAGGAACCCGUGAUGGCUGUCCUGUGGGCCGAGUCAAGGACGAACCGCGUGGCGAAAAGCGUGGCUAAGUGGCAAGGAAGCAUGGAAGGAAGCACCGGUAAACCCUAACGCCUUCAGGGGAUGUGGGUAAACCUUAAACACGGAGCCACGGUGGUGGUGGUUCGGGUGUUGACUCGGUCUAAUCGACGCAAUUGCUGCGUGUAGUGUUGCAGUCACCCUCGUUUUGGUGGAUAUUUCCUGUCUGACAUGGAAACGAAGCAGGUUUUAGCCUCGUUUGCAGCAUUUUGAGCGUGUAUUUUGUUGGGUAUAUUCCACCAAUUUGUCUGUGAUCUUUAUUUAUAUUAUACUAUUGGGAUACAUAAAUAAAUCUAAUGAUUGAAUGUA
Messenger RNA from Musa acuminata AAA Group (dessert banana), 3722 nucleotides. Its product is annotated as homeobox-leucine zipper protein ROC5. Gene Ontology annotation, molecular function: lipid binding; DNA-binding transcription factor activity, RNA polymerase II-specific; DNA binding. Gene Ontology annotation, biological process: regulation of DNA-templated transcription. The coding region runs from base 925 to 3336 and encodes 803 amino acids. The transcript has 9 exons. Lineage: Eukaryota; Viridiplantae; Streptophyta; Magnoliopsida; Zingiberales; Musaceae. The record is from RefSeq and is a predicted model, not a curated record.